This is a messenger RNA of Penicillium psychrosexuale, 381 nucleotides long. Its product is annotated as DUF5310 domain-containing protein. The record is from RefSeq and is a predicted model, not a curated record. The transcript has 3 exons. Bases 1 to 381 code for a protein of 126 amino acids. Gene Ontology annotation, biological process: outer mitochondrial membrane organization. Lineage: Eukaryota; Fungi; Ascomycota; Eurotiomycetes; Eurotiales; Aspergillaceae.
AUGGGAUUGGGGUGGGAUUCGAGCAGCGUUUGGCGACUGCGGGGGAUUGGGAGCUUCACGGUCGCGCGAGGUCAGGGAAUGGAAUCUGUCGAGAUUGUUCGUCACUUUGUCCGCAAACACAGAGAGGUGCGUGAACAAUCCGGGGUGGGUAGAUUUCGAGGAGGAAUGGGGGCGAAGGAGAGAAAGGGUGUUUCGGACGAUCAAAGUUGUCCACAAAUGGCUAACCUCCCUAACUUGCGACGCCUCUUUGUCGAGGCUAGAACCGAGGCGGAGGAGAACGAGUACUCGCGAAAAGCUUUUUACAAUCUCGUCCUCUUCAUCUCUUCUGUUGCCAUCUUCAGCCUGACUGCGCAGCGCAUGAGUAGACCGAAAGUCGGGUGA